GUAGGUUCGGUAUUAGAUCUCACGAGCAAGAUUUACUCCUUGACUAGUUCUAUAGUUAUGAGGGUCGCGAUUGGCGACAAGCGUAAAGAUGGUGCAGAGCUCGUGAAGUUGCUCCAUGAGGUAUUGAAACAGCUGGGUGGGUUUUGCUUUGCUGAUUUGUUUACUUCAAAUAAACUUAUCCGGCUCAUGACUGGAAUGGAAGCAAGGUUGUGGAAGAUUCAUAAGAAAGUAGACAAGGUUUUGGAGGAUGUUCUCCAGGAGAAUCUAAGGAAGCUUAAGAAAGCAGAGGGAAGCGACGAUAGUGAUUUGGUAGAAGAAAAUCUUGCUCAAGUUCUUUUGCGGAUCCAGCAAGGUGAUCAAAACUUCGAUGUCCCAAUCACAAGCAAUAACGUUAAAGCUGUCAUAUGGGAUAUGUUUGGUGGUGGAACCGAUACUGCAGCAUCAGUAUUAGAAUGGGCUAUGUCAGAAAUGAUGAGAAAUCCAAGAGUGAUGGAAAAGGCACAAUGA
Neltuma alba is the source of this 507-nucleotide messenger RNA. Its product is annotated as cytochrome P450 71D8-like. NCBI's taxonomy places the organism in Eukaryota, Viridiplantae, Streptophyta, Magnoliopsida, Fabales, Fabaceae. Gene Ontology annotation, molecular function: iron ion binding; heme binding; oxidoreductase activity, acting on paired donors, with incorporation or reduction of molecular oxygen. The transcript has 2 exons. The coding region runs from base 58 to 507 and encodes 149 amino acids. The record is from RefSeq and is a predicted model, not a curated record.